Fusarium proliferatum ET1 is the source of this 648-nucleotide messenger RNA. RefSeq lists its product as uncharacterized. The transcript has a single exon. The record is from RefSeq and is a predicted model, not a curated record. Bases 1 to 648 code for a protein of 215 amino acids. NCBI's taxonomy places the organism in Eukaryota, Fungi, Ascomycota, Sordariomycetes, Hypocreales, Nectriaceae.
AUGCAGAAGAGUUCCGAUCUCCUCUACCACAUCAUUUUGACGGUCAUUGACUUUCAUCUCGAGCCGUCGGGAUCCAAACGAGCGAUCUACAUUCUUGGCACUCGCGCGACGAUCGAAGCCGCCAAAGACUCGGCCUUUAGGGUCCUCCAGACGUUGAGGUACAAGCCUGAUGACUUCACCAAGUAUGCCGUCCAUUCAAGUCAUGCCGAAACCUGGGAUCACGGCGACGGCGUUCUCAUCUACGCGAAGGCUCCCGCAGGCCAGGUAUUCCUUGUCUCCAUCCAGGCAACACCCAACACCCAACAGCUCCAAGCCGAUGGGGACGGUACUAUUCUACUACCGCAUGGAGUGCCUUCGCUUCACUACGUGACGCAGACUGUCAUCGACUACAACAAAGACCGGACCGGGUGCGUGCAGGAGAUGCAGAUAGAGGGCACGUUUGUUCACCGUGCCGAUGCCAGAACAGCAGCACGGAAGCUGCUCGACCCUCUUGACUAUUCAGAGUAUGACACGCCGGAGAAGAUGAAGGGCGAGUGGCCAUAUGGAGAGGACGUGCUUGUGCACGCAGUCGCGGAGAAUGGAGAGAAUACUACUGUUGAGAUCAAGACUGUUGUUGAUACGCACCACAAACACGGUAAGGAUAUCUGA